Messenger RNA from Microthlaspi erraticum, 1392 nucleotides. The record is from the annotation of a GenBank genome assembly. Lineage: Eukaryota; Viridiplantae; Streptophyta; Magnoliopsida; Brassicales; Brassicaceae.
AUGUCAGUGGCUACACAUUGUUUCACUUCACCUACUUGUCAUGACCGUAUUCGAUUCUUCUCUCGGAUUACAAGUGAUGAUGAUGGUAGGCUUCUCAGAAAGAGGAUCAAUGGCACAUUCUUGCUCAAGAUUUUACCCUCUUCCCAAAACGCUCAUCUAAGAACUACUCUCAGAUCCUCACGUCCCUCCGUAUCUGCUGGAUUCAAGUCUGGAGUCUCUAAGGGAGUAUUUGAUAUUGUGGCAUUAACAUCAAGAAAUGCAUUAAAAGAGCUGAGCACUCCACUGCUGCUAAAGCUCGUUGGUGUUUUAGCUUGCGCGUUCCUCAUAGUUCCAUCUGCAGACGCAGUUGAUGCACUCAAAACUUGUGCUUGCUUGCUUAAGGAAUGCAGGAUAGAACUCGCAAAGUGCAUUGCAAACCCUUCCUGUGCAGCCAACGUCGCUUGCCUCCAGACCUGUAACAACCGUCCUGAUGAAACCGAGUGCCAGAUUAAAUGUGGGGAUCUAUUCGCCAACAGUGUAGUUGAUGAGUUCAACGAGUGUGCAGUCUCCAGAAAAAAAUGUGUUCCUAGAAAAUCCGAUCUCGGAGAGUUUCCUGUCCCGGACCCUUCUGCUCUUGUCAAGAACUUCAACAUCAACGAUUUUAACGGGAAAUGGUACAUCACAAGCGGCUUGAAUCCAACCUUUGAUAUCUUCGAUUGCCAGCUGCACGAGUUCCACGUAGAAGGUAACAAGCUCGUUGGUAACAUCUCCUGGAGGAUAAAGACCCCAGACACCGGUUUCUUCACUAGAUCAGCCGUACAAACAUUCAAGCAAGAUCCUAACCAACCUGCUGUCCUCUACAACCAUGACAACGAGUACCUUCACUAUCAAGAUGACUGGUAUAUCCUGUCAUCAAAGAUAGAGAACAAGCCUGAAGACUAUAUAUUCGUGUACUACCGUGGGAGAAACGAUGCUUGGGAUGGAUACGGUGGCGCUGUUGUGUACACGAGAAGCAAUGUGCUUCCCAAUAGCAUUGUACCGGAGCUUGAACAGGCAGCGAAAAGCAUAGGCAGAGACUUCAGCACAUUCGUGACAACGGAUAACACUUGUGGUCCUGAACCUCCGCUGGUUGAAAGACUUGAGAAGACAGUGGAAGAAGGUGAGAAGAUCAUCGUGAAAGAGGUUGAAGAGAUUGAACAGGAAGUGGAGAAGGAAGUUGAGAAAGUUGGCAGGACAGAGAUGACCUUGUUCCAGAGAUUGGCUGAAGGGUUUAACGAGCUAAAGCAAGACGAGGAGAAUUUGUUGAGAGGGUUGAGUGAAGAAGAGAUGGCCUUGUUGGAUGAGCUUAAAAUGGAAGCUGGUGAGGUUGAGAAAUUGUUUGGAAAAGCAUUGCCAAUCAGAAAAUUUAGAUAG